AUUUUUUAAUAUUUUUUUUUAUUUUUUUUGCCUUUCUGUUAAUAAUUUUCAUUCACUGAAGUUCAUGCAAAAUCUUUAAGAUUUCUUAGCUUGUUUUUCUAUGGCAUCCUGUCCCGUUUCUGGCUCCCUUUUCUUCUUUGCAAUGAAUACAAGGCUACUGUUACUGUAUUUUCUUACCCACUGUUCUUUCUUAGUUUGAUUCCUUUCUUCACUACUAACGUUAUUUGAUUACUUUGUCCUCUUGUGCUUAUUCCAAUCUAGACCCAUUAUGUGUGCAGUCAUUUGACCCACUUUCAUCUCAAGACAUUUCUGCAACAUUUCUGUUAUGUGACUGGCUAGUUAGAUGGCCAUUAGGAAACCCCGUAUUUUUUGUGAUUUUUUUUUUAAAACUUUUUUGUUGUUUGGAUUGGUUCUCAGUUUUUUUGUUUGUUUUGUUUUUUAAGUAUUAAUCAAGAGUUCAGAACUUCGUCUGGCCUGUAUCAACACAUAGUUUUGGUUUUGUGGGUAGAGUUUAGCUUGUCCUCCCUCUCCCACUUCUGUUAUUUUGUUUUUUCCUUCAGUAAUUUUUUUCAGAUAGAGACAGGCUUGCUUUGACUGCACAACUCUGUCCAAGCCCUCACCUUGCUGAAGGAGCUACUAUCUACUAGUUUAACAAAAAUAACUUGCUGCAAAGCUUGUGGCAUGGAACACUUUCUCUUGCUUGUGUGCUCUUUAACUAUAUGAUAAUGUUACUACUUGGCAUGUACAAUAUUUUCCUUGAUCGUUUUUCUUCCUUUUGGUAACUGGUGUUCAGUGUGUUUGGAUGAAUUUGACACCUACUUUGUUUUUACAACAUCUGUGCCUUAACAAGAGUUUUUCUGGCUGAAAGCAUUAACUUAUUAUUGAGGUGAGGACUGGAGGGAGGAGUGUACAGGAAAUUGUACGGACAGAGCACAGCGUCCUGAAAUUAUGCCACCAGCACACGUAGGUUCUUUUAGCAAGGCCCUUAUGUAGGGAAACAGUUAUGGAGAUCUGAUACAGUAUUAUUAAAUGUGUGGAAAUACAGAACUAGGAUUAGCAGUUAGUUUCCUUCUGAUACGUUCUUAAAAAAGCAAAUUAGCUAGGUGGUGGUUUUUAAGUUUCUUUAUUACAGGUUUUAUAAAGUAAUCUUAUACAAAUGUAAGUAUUUAGGAGCUUUUCAAACAGUGGUUUAAAUGGCCCCUGGGUUUUCAUUAAUAUUUUCAACUUGCAAGAAAGUGAUCAUAUGCUGUAUGUGCAUAAACUGAAUUUUUACGUUGCUUCUGAAGUCAUAUGCUCCUGUGUAACUUCUUUAGUCUGCAUGUUUCUUCUCUGCAUACGAUUUAGCUUUCAUUUUCAGCAGGAGUUACCGCAUAACUGGUAUUGAAGUGUUUGCAAAAGAAUAACAAUAAUUUGGAUGCCUGUUGUGCAGUUCUGUCUCAGGAGAGCACAAAAUAUCUCUAUGGUGAAGGAGACCUAAGUUUCUCGGAUGAUUCUGCGAUUCCUGGACUACGAAAUCACAUGACAUCUCUUAAUUUGGAUUUGCAGUCACAGAACGUGUAUCACCAUGGAAGAGAUGGAAGAAUGAAUGGAAGUAGGACUCUAGCUCACAGCGUUAGCGAUGGGCACCUUCAAACCAAGCAGCCCAACAAUGAACUAUUUCAGCAGGAACCACAGACUGCACCUGCGCAGGUUCCACAAGGAUUUAAUGUCUUUGGAAUGGGUAAUACAGUUAGUGCUUCUAAUCCGGGGCAACAUCUUGGAUUUCACCUAGGCAGCAAAGGAGUAUCUAACUUGUCCCAGCAAACACCCAGAUUCAACCCAAUCAUGGUAACCUUAGCCCCAAAUAUUCAGCCUGGCCGCAAUACCCCUACGUCUUUGCACAUACAUGGUGUACCUCCUCCUGUACUUAACAGUCCACAGGGAAAUUCUAUCUAUAUUAGGCCUUAUAUCACAGCUCCUAGUGGUACAGCUCGACAGACACAGCAGCAGGCAGGUUGGGCAUCUCAGUUUAAUCCUAUGCAUCCUCAGCAAGUCUACCAGCCUUCGCAGCCAAGUCCUUGGACUACUCUUCCUACAUCCAAUACCACGCCACAUACCUCAUCGCAACACUCAACGCAGCCAAAUCAGCAAGGCCACCAGACUUCUCAUGUCUAUAUGCCUAUCAGUUCUCCUACUACUCCACAAGCACCUAUGAUUCAUUCAUCUGGUAGCUCACAAUCCUCUGCUCACAGCCAAUACAACAUUCAGAAUAUAUCCACAGGACCUCGCAAAAACCAAAUUGAAAUCAAACUUGAACCACCACAGAGAAAUAGUUCUUCUAAGUUGCGUUCAACUGGCCCUCGCACCUCCACUACUCCCUCUUCCCUCAACAGCCAGACAUUAAGUAGAAGUCAGCCCACUGUUUACAUAUCGGCCAGUCCUCCAAAUACUGAUGAAGUGAUCACACGUGGUCAGCCUAAGGUCUACAUUUCAGCAAAUGCCACCACAGGAGAUGAUCAACUUGUGCGGAACCAGCCCACGCUUUUCAUAUCGACAAAUCCUGGAGUAUCUGCCACUUCUAGGAAUAUGUCUGGUCAAGUAAGCAUGGGUCCUGCAUUUAUUCAUCACCAUCCACCCAAGAGUCGAGCAGUGGGCAACAGCACCACUGCAACCUCUCCUCGAGUGGUUGUUACGCAGCCUAACACAAAAUAUACUUUUAAAAUUACAGUUUCUCCAAAUAAGCCCCCUGCAGUUUCCCCAGGGGUAGUCUCCCCAACCUUUGAACCUACAAACCUUCUAAACCUUCCUGAUCACUAUGUUGAACCAGAGGGUAUCCAGCAUCUUACUGACCCUGUUUUAGCACAUGUGGAUAGGAUCAGUGAUGCACGAAAAUUGAGUAUGGGAUCUGAUGAUGCUGCCUACACGCAAGCUUUACUGAUACAUCAGAAGGCCAGGAUGGAGCGACUUCAACGAGAACUUGAGAUUCAAAAGAAAAAGUUGGAUAAACUAAAAUCAGAGGUCAAUGAAAUGGAGAAUAAUCUGACACGAAGGCGGCUGAAAAGAUCGAAUUCUGUUUCCCAAAUUCCAUCACUGGAAGAAAUGCAACAGUUAAGAAGUUGUAACAGACAGCUGCAGAUAGACAUAGAUUGCCUAACCAAAGAGAUUGAUCUUUUUCAAGCAAGAGGACCACAUUUUAAUCCCAGUGCUAUUCAUAAUUUUUAUGAUAAUAUUGGAUUUCUUGGUCCGGUGCCACCAAAACCCAAAGAUCAGAGGUCCAUUGUGAAAACACCAAAGACUGUUCCAGACGCAGAUGAAGAUGAGGGAGCUCAGUGGAGUUGUACUGCCUGUACUUUUUUAAAUCAUCCAGCCUUAAAUCGCUGUGAACAGUGUGAAAUGCCCAGGCAUUUCUGAGCCAACAGGCCCGUUAUCUUCUGUAAAACCACAGCAAACGUACAAGGAACUAUCCAGUCAUUGGGGGCAGAAAAAGCAUUUAUGUGUAGGAUUUUGUAAAAUUGAAGGCGUGGUGAGAUGGUGUUUUGUAAUGUUAAAUGUCAGCCCACAGAGCUAGUAAUGCCUCAGUGUUGUGUCACAGGCAGUUGAAAUUCAUCGGCUGGAAGGUAAUCUGCUGAAAGACUCAGUUGCCAGCUGCCUAAACCAUGUACAGUAUUACCAUAUCCCAGUAGCACACACCGUGUUCAGUGCUUGGGUGUUGCCCAUCCUCUUCUCUGCCCCGAUGUCACUACUGAAUUUUGACAGGGGAAAGGAAUAGAGUGCUCGCAUUUUUGUUUUCAGAGCUUUCAGUGAAACACUACAUGCACAGAGGAAAUUUAAAAGGAACAAGGUUUAACUGUUUAAACUGUUUGCUGCCACAUAGUGCCUUUGAUAAAGGGAGGAACUUCACAAAGCAGUGGUACUCUUUGCCUUGUCUUCCCUGAAAACAUCUCUGUGAAGCCAGAAAUCAGUACGAUCACAGCUAAAGAUGAAAAGGAAAAACUGCAUGCGUUGUCUGUACAAUACACACAGUGAAAUACCCCAAAGCUUUUCCUACUGUACAUAGCUCUAGAGCCUGCUUUAAGUGAUUUCUUUUCUUCACCUUUAUUAUUUUCUUGUACUUCUGUAUGUAUAGUGUAAUAGUCUUUUUGUUAACUUUCUUUUUUUUUUUCCCUUUAAGUGAUUAAGCACGAUCAUGUCCCUUUUUUUUAAGCUUUUAUCUGAGAGAAACAAUGCCUUAAAAUAAGAGCAUUAAUAAGAAACUAUGCACAAGAUAGCUUUCCUCUGCUCAUUCUGUACAUUGCUCUUGUAAAUGCUGAUGAUCUGUGAAGACCUGCAGAUGCAGCGUGGUAAAAGUGCAGGAAAAGUUGGAAGAGUUAUGCAUAUAGUUCACUCUGUACACUGAGUUUUACGGUGGGUGACACAAGGUAGCAUUUUGUCUGGCGUGAGGAAAUAAACUAAGAAACUUUCAACCCACCAACAGAUCAGCUUCCGAUUUAAGCUUGCUUCAUCUGCUGGGUAUCUUGCAGACUCCUGAAGAGAGAUUCAUUGGGGAAGUACACACAGUGCCAAAUCAACAGCAGCAGCAUCAUACAGCUUUGUUCAAGAACUUUAAAUGCUUUCCUGUUUUGGCAGCCAGUUUCUAAACAUGACUUGUGGUGAAGUCUCAUAUUUAUAGAAAACAAGGAUAGCAAUAUUUAGGACAACUGAAAUAAAGGCUGGAAAAAAGAAAUCAAACAGACUUGAACACUGAAGCAACCUCAAGCAUCUCUUUUUUUGAUGAUCUAUUUUUUUAAGGAAAAUAUUCACAUGAUCGGGAAUGUACGUAACAGAUGGAGAAAAUGGAAUUACAGUAUGUAUGAAAGACAGCACACGAUUAUGUAGCAGCACUUAAAGUGAGGCUGGAGGGAGUGCUAACUAUGUAGCAAGAGACAAAGUAGACUGUCACCCACUGUAAACAUUUGCCAGUGGACAUUUUCAUUAGGAAUUUUACAAGUGAUCUAUGUGAAUACACAAAGGCCUUUGUUUUGAAGGCUUUGCAUUUUUUUAUGUGGGAAGAAAAUGCCAAUCCCAGGUAAUUAGGCAGUAGACCCAAAGCACUUGCAUUCAAUGCAUUUUGUCUAUAAAAUGAGGCCUUGUUUUUCAGCUUCAUCUGCAGUUCUAUGUGAAGAUUGACAAAUCAGUUUUUACCUGUUUAUUAAUAAAACCUAAUUUGGAUAUCUUGAGUUGAUGGUUUUGUGAUUUAGCUGGGUAAACUGUCUUUGUAACAGAUAAGUUAUUUAUAAAAAUUAAAAAAAAAAAUUAUAUUCUAA
Molecule: messenger RNA, 5282 nt
Organism: Centrocercus urophasianus (Greater sage-grouse)
Lineage: Eukaryota; Metazoa; Chordata; Aves; Galliformes; Phasianidae
Gene: TAB2
Product: TGF-beta activated kinase 1 (MAP3K7) binding protein 2
Exons: 6
Coding region: 1519-3390 (623 amino acids)
Biological process (GO): positive regulation of protein kinase activity
Molecular function (GO): ubiquitin binding; K63-linked polyubiquitin modification-dependent protein binding
Source: RefSeq, a predicted model, not a curated record